Molecule: messenger RNA, 1206 nt
Organism: Stylonychia lemnae
Lineage: Eukaryota; Ciliophora; Spirotrichea; Sporadotrichida; Oxytrichidae
Source: the annotation of a GenBank genome assembly
AUGCUUGAGUUUUCUGAUAACUCUAUUGACAUUUGUGAUUAUUUUCUCAAGAAACCUGCUUAAUACAAUCAACAUUCUUCACUUGUAAGCAGCUGGAUGACUUAAAUUCAGCCACUGAAUUAGUAAAGAACAGAUUAAGACUCCAAACUUUUAGAGAGCAAAGAUCAAAUCUCAAACAUUUCAACAAAGAAAUCUAACAUUCAUGUAUCAACUAUAACUGCCAGCGAGGACUUUAAAACUAACCUAAACAAUAUUAACAGGAAUUUCUUGUACUGUUAAAACUAUUCUGAGCCUUCCUAAAAACAUGACAAAAAUUAGGGGCAAGAUGAGGAAACUUCUAGCUUAAAAGGAGAAGACAAGCUCUUCGAAAAUAAGUUUAUGAAUUAGAUAAAAAUAACAAUGAAGAGUAUUGAAACAUAAUCUAAUAAAUCCAACUUUUCAGAGGAGUCUAUCUCCAUUCAUUUAAUUGAUCAAUCAACAUACACUACUUUAGAAUCAGAGGAAUCUAAAAGUCACCUAAUAUUUCAGGUUGAGAAAGCCUCUGGAGUAAAAGAUAGAAGACAAAAGCAAAAUAUUUUAUAAAACACUUUAGAACUGGAAUAAUUUUACAAAAGUUAAACCAAUGACCUCACCACAAAUCUAAAUCUAGCUACAAAAAAGAUAAAGAGGAGAGGAAGACCCUACGUAGGUGAUGUUUAAGAUGUGGAAUCAAAGGAGACUAAUGUCUGCUAAAAAAGAUCAAUUUUCAGGGAUUUAAAGAAAAUGAUCCAAAAUAAUUAACACAAAUUCAAGACUCUCUUCAAAAGGAUUGAAAUACCGAGCUGCAUUCAAUAAGAUGUUGAAAUCAGACUCAAUUAAUUUCAAAACUGCUCAUCCUACUAUAAAAUUACAGAAAAAACUCUUAAUAAGCCAUUUAUUUAGUACUUUCCUAUCAUAGGUGAUGUCUGUUAUAAGUUCAAUAGACUAAGCAAGGAAGCAUUCUUCAAGGACAAGGCAUGUGCCUAUAUAUUUCUACAUGCUAGCGAAUAUUUGAAGAAAAAUCUCUAUGAUAAACUGUAAAAUUAAAGUCUACAGAAUUCUAAAGCUAAUUAGCUUACAAAAGGCAUAAUGACGCCCUAACAACUAAAUAUAUACAUAAAUAUACUUGAAGAACUAACUUCACUAGCUGAGAAGUCACUUAAGAAUUCUUAAUUGACUAUAGCUUGA